AUGAUUGAAUUCUCUUGCGCUUUAUCUCGGCUCCGCACCCUUCCGCCGGCCAGAGGAGACGCCAACUGUUUCCGAACUCGAAAGAUCCCAACAAAAGACGUCGGGGAGAGAGGAUUGCUCGCUGCAGACUUAGGUGUCUCGCUGCAGACCCUCCGGAUGUCUGGCGUGCAGGGCGCACCGGGAAAAAAGAAACCUCUGUGUGGGGGAAAGUUCUCGAACAAUGGAUCGCGCGGUAAUCUGGUGAAAUGGGAAACUUACAGUAUGUGUCGAAAAAAAUAA
Macrosiphum euphorbiae (potato aphid) is the source of this 279-nucleotide messenger RNA. NCBI's taxonomy places the organism in Eukaryota, Metazoa, Arthropoda, Insecta, Hemiptera, Aphididae. The record is from the annotation of a GenBank genome assembly.